Molecule: messenger RNA, 2285 nt
Organism: Anopheles moucheti
Lineage: Eukaryota; Metazoa; Arthropoda; Insecta; Diptera; Culicidae
Gene: Lnpk
Product: endoplasmic reticulum junction formation protein lunapark-B
Exons: 6
Coding region: 247-1539 (430 amino acids)
Biological process (GO): endoplasmic reticulum tubular network organization
Cellular component (GO): endoplasmic reticulum tubular network
Source: RefSeq, a predicted model, not a curated record
UCUUCGAGGAGCGAAAAUAGUUUGAGCCACGUUAAAACGCGUAAACUUCACUGCUGAGUCGGUAUUACUCGGCGAUAACGUAAAGUUGUACCGUUUUACAGGAGUGAAUGUAACAGGUUCGUGAAUGCAGGAAGUAAAUCAGCAAAAGUGGAAUACGGAGCUGCAUCAUCUCUAGUGAAUCUGCAUCAGGGCAGCGCAGCGGUCAAGAGCAUCGUUCAUACCCACUUUCCCUAGAGUGAUUGCACGAUGGGGGUUAUUAUAUCCAGAUUUCGGAAAGAGAAAACCACUUUCCAGAAAUUGGAAGAAUUGGAGGAAAAAAUCAAAAAUUUCGAAGCGUACACAAUCAGCACUCAGGAGCGGCGGAAACGUUUUGUGGGCCGAUUUUUAGUAACCUCGAUCGUGCUGUACGUGUUGGGGUCGUUGAUAUUUUAUUUCGUCUUCUUCCCUCCAACGUGGAAUGAACGGAUCGUCCAUUCUGUGCCCUUACUUAUUUGCCCUAUACUCAUUUUCUUGCUAAAACGGGUUCUAGCAUGGCAUUACGAACGAAAGUUACGGUUAAAUGCAAACAAGCUGAAAGAUCUUCGUGCGGACAAAAAGAAGAUCCUAGAAAAUGUGAUGGAAAAAGAAACGUACAAGGUGGCGGUAGAAAUAUUAGACAAGUUCGGUGAGAAAUCGCACCGCAUGCAAACGCAGGCAUUUAACGCAUCUUUGACGCCUUUGCGUGCCCCCAAACCAAUGCCCGUUGGUCAACAACCGGUACCUCGAAUGCAGUCCCCGAACGUCUCGCAGAGACAGAUAUCCCCUCCAUCGAUGACAGUACGCUCUGCUACACCGAUGACACCGCAAAUGCGACCAGGCGGUCCAAUUCACACGCCGCAAACAGCUCCCAGUUUGAUGGUCCGCGCACCACCGCAUCUACAGCAAAGUCCGAUGUACGGUGCGCGUAAUAACGCGAUCUACCGAAGGACACCGUUCCCCAUCAUCAACCAAAACGAGAAGGGAGUUCUGGAGAAGAUGGUCGAUUAUUUAGUGGGUGAUGGACCAACCAAUCGAUUUGCCAUGAUUUGUUCCGAAUGUUGUAUGCACAAUGGAAUGGUUCUGAAGGAAGAAUACGAGUACACUGCUUUCCGGUGUGCUUUCUGUAAUGCAUUAAAUCCGGCAAAGAAGCAACGCCCCGUUGCUCCCCGGCUUCCAUACGAACAGAAACAGCUUGACAGGCUUUCACAAAAGCCCGACACAAGCUCUGGUUCAGAAGCGGAAGACGGCGAAGAACUCUCCUCCGGUUCGUCUCAAUCGGGCGAACCUCGAAGCCCGGGUGUAGGAGAGGAAGAACCAUUUGAACCUGUGCAGGAAGUAAAGGAAGAAGAUGUGCGUAACAUGGCAAACAGUGAAACGGAAAACGCUUCAUCCGAUGUGGUCACUAGUACCGCUGCCGAACCAGAAUCGACAGUAAACGAAGGCGAACCGGCAGCAGACAACUCCGACAGUACCGAAGUGCCAAGUAGACCGGAAACGGUGGGGUCGAAAAAAGUGGACUGAACUCGGGUUUUUUUUUUACUCCGACCCAAUUGUUGGUUUGUCUUGUUUCCCUAUACUGAUCCUAAAUGUUUCAACCUCCAUUUGAAAUUUUACCCAACUCUUCUUCAUUUUACGGUCUAUUACUAAUAACGCACCACAACACCUCGAGUACUGAUCCUUACCAGGUCUGACAAUGAUUGUGUGCACAGUCUGCGAAACGGGAGCGAUCUCGAGUGAUUGUACUCAAUUAGAUUUCACGUUUUGCAGCAAAAGCUUUUCAUCAAAUCACCGGUUUUGAGGAGCGUGUAAAUAUCUUGCAUUUAGAAGAAUUGAGCACCAAGCAGCACGGAAUAGUUUCACUAGUCAAACCCAUUGAACAGGACGAUCCUUCGCAGAAUAUUGCUAGAAAUUGCUCAUGGCGGCGCUCGGUGAUCAUGAAAGAGUGAAUGCAGUUUUCUGUAACCAUUUAAGUGAAACUCUUUGCCAACGCUAUAGAACGUGCCUAACUUAGAAAGUGGAGUUGAAGUAGCGUAGUAACGUAAUGACAUUAAUCAAUAUUUACAUCAUUUUCCUUUUUUUUUUUGUGCAUUUUGUUGUUUUCUACCAGCGUGUACAAAAAUGUGUUGGCGCACGUGUGGGAUCUAUUAGUAAAAAUGCUAGCAAAAAUAAUAGGAAAAAAGGAAAAGACUCGUUUGUUGAUCUUGUACGCUCUUGUUGUAAUUAUAGUACUUAUGUAAGGCCUUGCAAUAAAAAAAAAUCAUUGAAUU